Astrephomene gubernaculifera is the source of this 1619-nucleotide messenger RNA. The record is from the annotation of a GenBank genome assembly. Lineage: Eukaryota; Viridiplantae; Chlorophyta; Chlorophyceae; Chlamydomonadales; Astrephomenaceae.
AAUUCUACAUAACACUGAUGUUUGCUCACGUUUAACUGCACCCAGUAACAAUGCUGCUUGCAAAUAGACUUUCUCCUAGCUCACAUUUGGUUACAAACCAGCUGGACGACCGACACAUUCGAUACAAUUAUCGCAAUUCUCAUGCCUGGUGCACUUUCGUUUCAUUGCGGCAUGCGAGCGUAGGGAGCCGACAAGUUCGAUACGGCCUAGGUGUGCCUCCUCCUCCUGUUACCGUCACUAGGGUCGCCGCGAAGCGGGGUGGGGAUGUCGAGGCGGAGGACGAUGAUGAGGGCGACGAAGAAGCAUCCGUUGCUGGAAAGCCGUACCGCGUGGAGCGGUUGUUGGCGAAUCUUGGGUACGGCAAGCGGCGGGAAUGCCAGCAGCUGGUCAAGAAGGGACGCGUGACGAGGCAAGACGGAUCUAAACUCAAGGUGGGCGAAAAGGUCAUGUGGGGCGAAGUGGUGCUCGAGGGUGAGCAGUUGGACCCACCAUCCCCGCUGCUGCUGGCGCUGCACAAGCCCACCGGCUACGUGGUCACGGCACCGGAUGACGAAAAAAUCACGGAUCCAGUCGUGUACGACCUCUUGCCGUACAGGUUUGGUCGGCGGCGUCCCUUCCUGUCUUGCGUGGGUCGGCUAGACAAGGAGACCUCGGGACUGCUGCUGCUGACGGACGAUGGCACCUUGCUGCACCGCAUCAAUUCGCCCAAGCGGGGCAUCUGGAAGGUGUACGAAGCGACGCUAGCAGACCCCAUGACGCCGAAGCAGGCGGAGGCGGCAGCACGCAAGUUUGCAAGCGGUUCCAUCGUUCUCGAGGGUGACCACGCCCCGCUGCUGCCCGCCAAGCUGGAUAUGACGGGCGAGCGGUCCGCUCGGGUGGCCAUUUGCGAGGGGCGGUAUCACCAGGUUCGGCGCAUGUUUACGGCGGUUGGCAACGCCGUGGUGUCGCUGCGGCGAGUCAGUGUGGGCGGACUGACCCUUGGGUCGCUCCCCGAGGGCGAGUGGCGGCAGCUCAGCCCCCAGGACCUGGAGCAAGUGUUCGCAGGGCCCAGCAGCGAAGAGGUCAUGGCGGGUACGGCAGGUGCAGAUGAUGGAGGCUCCGAAACCCCAUCCGGAGAUUUGGAUGCGGAUGCAAAGGAAAGCGGUAGCGGGAGGAGUGGCAGCAGCGCAGGAGCGUCUGAGCGGUACUCAGCGUCUUCGGAACGAGAUGGGGGAGCCACCGCCAGCAGCAGCAGCAGUGACAGCGGCGUCAGGCUGACAAAGAAAGAGAAGAAGAAAGGCAGGAAGAAGAAGGGUGCGGAGCUGGGGAGCAGGGAUACUCGGCGUCCAGAUGAGGAAGAAGAAGAGCAGGAGGACGAAGCCGCUGACGUCGAGCUACUGGCGCUGGAAGAAGAGGACGAGGAGGGUCUCGAUGCCGCGCUUGACGAGUCUGCCGGAUACGACGACACGGAAGGACGGGGCCGAGGAGGCCGAAACGUACGGCGGCGGCCCCGGCGGCCUCCUGCCGUACGGCAAGGUGUCGUACUGGACAAUAAGUACGACAGAGAUGGGGGUAGCAGUAGCAGUAGUAGCAGCAGCAGCCUAGGCGGUUUGCUGCAAGUUGAUGACAUGGGGGCGGGG